Messenger RNA from Photinus pyralis (common eastern firefly), 2002 nucleotides. Its product is annotated as ATP-dependent translocase ABCB1-like. The record is from RefSeq and is a predicted model, not a curated record. NCBI's taxonomy places the organism in Eukaryota, Metazoa, Arthropoda, Insecta, Coleoptera, Lampyridae. Gene Ontology annotation, cellular component: membrane. Gene Ontology annotation, biological process: transmembrane transport. Gene Ontology annotation, molecular function: ABC-type transporter activity; ATP binding; ATP hydrolysis activity.
AGGCGCAUACUACAACUUAGUCAACACGCAGUCUUCAGCAAAUGACUUCCCCCAGGAAUAUGAGGAUGAUGACGAUCCCAUCACCACUUUCGAUGAUAGAAAAGCAUCUUCAAUGAAAGGCAGCAUAAUGAUGGAGGACAUGAUACCAGUCGAGGAAAGUAACACAACGUCCCUUAUGGCGAUACUGAAGGUGAACAGGCCAGAAGGUUGGAACAUCGCCCUGGGUUGCAUUACAUCGUUGAUUAUGGGCGCGACCAUGCCAGUUUUUUCGAUACUUUUCGGCGACAUUCUUGGUGUUCUGGCUCUACCGAACGACGAUGACAUUUUAACGGAAAGUAAUAAAUAUGUAAUAAUGUUCGUGGUUACUGGUACCAUAACCGGAAUUGCUACGAUCUUGCAGAUUUACAUGUUUGGUGUUGCCGGCGAGAAGUUGACGAUGAGGUUGAGGCAGAUGAUGUUCGGGGCGAUGUUGAGGCAGGAGAUGGGUUGGUUUGAUGACACGGAGAACGGCGUCGGAACACUUUGCGCCAAGUUGUCGGGGGAGGCUGCCAACGUGCAAGGGGCAACUGGUCAACGCAUCGGGACAAUCUUUCAAUCGGUAGCGACCUUGGGAAUCUCCGUAGGAGUAUCUAUGUACUUUGAAUGGAGAUUGGGGCUUGUCGCGCUAACGUUUACGCCAUUUAUACUCCUCGCCAUUUUCUUCGAAGGACGUUUCGUCAAGACAGAAAAUGAGAACCGUCACAAAACUCUCGAAAGAUCCACCAUGAUUGCAGUGGAAGCUGUUGCUAACUUACGCACCGUAGCAUCUUUGAACGCCGAAGACAUUUUCUAUAACAAAUACUGCAACGAACUAAUGCCCCAGUACCGGAACGCGCUUCGCAACACCCACGUUAGAGCUAUUGUGCUCGGCUUAGCGCGUAGCAUCAUGUUCUUUGCCUACUCCGUUUGCAUGUACUACGGAGGCACACUCAUUGUAGACGAAGGAAUGGCGUUUGAGAAGGUUUUUAAAGUAUCGCAAGCUUUAAUCAUGGGAACCGUAUCAAUUGCGAAUGCCUUGGCAUUUACACCAAACUUCCAAAGGGGCAUUACAGCCGCAGAAAAAAUAUUUAACUUUGUCAAUCGGGUGCCCAAGGUGAUCGACUCCCCCAAUGCAAGCGCCCCAGAUUGGAAUCCAGGCAACAUAAACUAUUCGCGCAUCGGAUUCUCCUACCCCACUAGGUCAACAGUUCGCGUCUUGAGAGGUUUCGACCUUUCCAUUGUCGCAGGUAAGACGGUCGCCUUGGUCGGCCCGAGCGGGUGCGGCAAAUCCACAGUUCUCCAACUGCUGGAGCGAUACUACGAUCCGCUCCAUGGUAAUGUGUCAGUUGAUGACGAUGACAUCAAGGAAAUGAAGCUGAGCUGCUUGAGAUCGCAGCUGGGCGUGGUUUCACAAGAGCCAAACCUGUUCGAUAAGACGAUAGGGGAGAACAUCGCGUACGGUGAUAAUAGCCGGGUGGUUCCCGAAGCGGAAAUUAUCGAGGCUGCCAAAAACGCCAACAUUCACAACUUCAUCACCAGCUUACCGUUGGGGUACUCCACCAGAUUGGGCGAGCGCGGAACUCAGCUGUCCGGUGGCCAAAAGCAACGCAUCGCCAUCGCGCGCGCCCUCGUCCGGAAACCAAAGGUUCUACUCUUGGACGAGGCCACCUCUGCGCUCGACAGCGAAAGUGAAAAGGUCGUUCAAGAGGCUCUGGAUUCCGCACGAAAGGGUAGGACGUGCAUAAUAAUUGCGCAUCGGCUCAGUACGAUUCAAGACGCCGACGUGAUCUGCGUAAUAGAUCAGGGAGUCUGCGAAAUGGGCACACAUGCAGAGCUACUGCAACAAAGGGGCAUAUACUAUACAUUGCAACGGUUACAAAAGGGAAAGGGUGUUUAGAUUAUUAAUUAUUAUUUAAUUUGUCGACGGAAUAUGCGAGAAGACAACAAAAUGAUUCGGCUCAAAGGAUCAAUUGUUUACUAAUAA